AUGUUCCGCAUUGACGCUGUAGAAGCAAAAGGCAACGGAGUCUUUGCCACACAGCCGAUUCCUGCAAGCACCUUGAUACUGUCAGAAGCGCCCAUUGUCACAAUUCCAAAAUUCAGUCAUCAGGAACGGUAUUCCACACUGGUACUACCUCAGUUACAAAAUCUCUCCGCCGUGCAGAAACGCAACUUUUUCGAAUUAAACAGCAACUUCCAAGACAUGCGGCCAAUCGAAAGCAUUACGAAGACAAAUGCUAUCCCUUUGGGUUCCGCGGCAUCGAUGGGUGGCGUCUUCCUUAAGUGCUCGCGCUUCAACCAUAGUUGCACCGCGAAUGCAGCAUAUCAUUGGAAUGAGGACGUCGAGGAGGAGAAAGUGUACUCCGUCCGUGACAUAGACGACGGCGAGGAGAUCACAGUCAAUUACCUGUCCGAUGAGGUGUGGGCUUUGCCUGGCAGAGAAAGAAGAAGGCAAAUACAGGAAGCCUAUGGAUUUGACUGUGUAUGCAGUCGUUGCAUGAAUGGCCAGGCAUUUGGAGAGGGUGAAAGUGAUGUACGAAGGACGAGAUUGGGUGACAUCGACAGGGCCAUUGGUGGGGGUGAGCUCAUUAUGACGAAUCCCGCGAAGGCUUUAUCAAUGUGCCGCGAGGCACUUGAGCUCUUGCAUAAAGAAGAGGAGGCGGCACCCCGUCUAGAGUCCGUCUACUACGACGCUUUUCAGAUAUGCAUUUGUCACGGGGAUGUUGUACGCGGGAGUACUUUUGCCAAAUUGGCGGUGGAGGCAAAGCGAUCGUGGCAGGGAGAUCGCGCCUCCGGUUUAGCCAAAAUGGAAGCAUUUGUGCGUAACCCAGCUUCUCAUGGCCUGGCUUUCCAUACCAAAAAGUGGUACUCGGGCAGUACGAGAGCAGCAGGGAGGCUGGGACAAAAGGACGGGGAAUGGCUGUGGCGCCGCACAGGAUAG
Messenger RNA from Zasmidium cellare ATCC 36951, 954 nucleotides. RefSeq lists its product as uncharacterized. The transcript has a single exon. The record is from RefSeq and is a predicted model, not a curated record. Gene Ontology annotation, molecular function: protein binding. Lineage: Eukaryota; Fungi; Ascomycota; Dothideomycetes; Mycosphaerellales; Mycosphaerellaceae. The coding region runs from base 1 to 954 and encodes 317 amino acids.